AAUCCCCAAAUUACCCUUCUUCCAGUUCAGUCUCCAACAAGCUUCUGAAAUUUUUUAAAUAACCCGCGCCUCAAUUGAAUAUUUUAAAAAGAAACGUUUCUUUUUUUGCAGACCAAAACCCUUAUAUAUAGCCACACAAACUCUCUCAGUCUCCAUAGCCAAAGACCUUCAAAAUUAACCUAAUCCCCAAAUUCAACUCUUCCAAUCUUUCUUUUCAGUUUUUUCUUCAUUUCCAAUCGAAAAUGCCUGCUUACCCAGAAGAGCCACUUCUCGCUCCCAACCCCGACAGAUUCUGUAUGUUCCCAAUUCAGUACCCUGAGAUUUGGGAAAUGUACAAGAAGGCCGAGGCUUCGUUCUGGACGGCGGAGGAGGUAGAUCUCUCUCAAGACAAUACCCAAUGGGAAAAUAUGACUCCCGAUGAGAAACAUUUCAUUUCCCAUGUUCUUGCUUUCUUUGCCGCCUCAGACGGCAUCGUUUUGGAGAAUCUCGCCGGAAGGUUCAUGAAAGAUGUUCAAGUUGCGGAGGCGCGUGCCUUUUACGGUUUUCAAAUCGCUAUCGAGAAUAUUCACUCUGAGAUGUACAGUCUGUUGUUGGAGACUUACAUUAAAGAUCCGGCUGAAAAGAAUUGUCUCUUUCACGCCAUCGAAACCAUUCCUUGUGUGGCCAAGAAAGCUCAGUGGGCCAUGAGAUGGAUCGACGGCUCAGAAACUUUCGCCGAGCGUUUGAUUGCGUUUGCCUGCGUUGAAGGAAUCUUCUUCUCCGGAAGCUUCUGUGCGAUAUUUUGGCUAAAGAAGCGCGGGUUAAUGCCUGGUCUCACGUUUUCAAACGAAUUGAUCUCGCGGGACGAAGGGUUGCACUGCGAUUUCGCGUGUUUGCUUUACACGCUUCUGAAAAAGAAGCUGAGCGAGGAGCGAGUCAGGGGAAUCAUUCGCGACGCCGUUGAAAUCGAAAGAGAGUUUGUCUGUGAAGCUUUGCCGUGUGCCUUGGUUGGUAUGAAUGGUGAUCUUAUGAGCAAGUAUAUCGAGUUCGUCGCCGAUAGAUUGAUGGAUGCGUUGGGUUACCCCAAGAUCUACAAUGCCCAGAACCCCUUUGAUUGGAUGGAGCUGAUUUCGUUGCAGGGUAAAACUAAUUUCUUUGAGAAGAGAGUUGGAGAGUACCAAAAGGCCUCUGUGAUGUACAGCAUCAAUGGCGAUGGUGGUAACCAUGUUUUCAAGCUGGACGAGGAUUUCUAAUCUGGGUUUAUGCUGAUAAUGAUAAUCCUUAUAGUUGAUUUGUAAUCUGUUUGUGAAAUAGGUGUUAAAUUUUUUAGUUUGGAAUUUUAUCAUAUAUAUUAGUUUUUUUUCCUAUUUGUUGUUUGAGAUAUUUAAUUAAAGAAAAGGAAAUAAUAUCAGUAUUAUCUAGUUCGGUU
Messenger RNA from Cannabis sativa, 1408 nucleotides. Its product is annotated as ribonucleoside-diphosphate reductase small chain. The coding region runs from base 243 to 1232 and encodes 329 amino acids. Gene Ontology annotation, molecular function: oxidoreductase activity. NCBI's taxonomy places the organism in Eukaryota, Viridiplantae, Streptophyta, Magnoliopsida, Rosales, Cannabaceae. Gene Ontology annotation, biological process: deoxyribonucleotide biosynthetic process. The transcript has a single exon. The record is from RefSeq and is a predicted model, not a curated record.